Zeugodacus cucurbitae (melon fly) is the source of this 3694-nucleotide messenger RNA. It is a transcript of the gene PIG-O, whose product is annotated as GPI ethanolamine phosphate transferase 3. Bases 306 to 3533 code for a protein of 1075 amino acids. Gene Ontology annotation, biological process: GPI anchor biosynthetic process. Gene Ontology annotation, molecular function: mannose-ethanolamine phosphotransferase activity. Gene Ontology annotation, cellular component: endoplasmic reticulum membrane. The record is from RefSeq and is a predicted model, not a curated record. NCBI's taxonomy places the organism in Eukaryota, Metazoa, Arthropoda, Insecta, Diptera, Tephritidae. The transcript is spliced from 6 exons.
CCUGUCAGAAUAAAUCCAUGUAAACAGCUGACAAAUUUUUCGUAUAGGCGAACAAAAAAUAGCUGAAAAUAUUAGUGCUUUACUUUAUUUGUUGCCUUUAUUGCAGAAAAAUUAGUCGUUCAUUGACCGUGAUAUAAAAUCAAAACUCAAUAUGCUAAGAUAAAAAAUUAUCGAGUCGAAAACAGAAACAAGUAUUAACCGGUUGCAGUAAUAAUUUCUAGUCAACAGUGUGCGGACUCACUCGACGAGCUGCUUUUCAUUAAAAUAUAUUAAAAGAUUUUAUCAAAAUUAACCUAAUUUAAGCCAUGAAUUAUGCGUGGAGUUAUUUCUUCGUUCUAAUAUGGUUGGCUUAUUUAGUUUCAUCGGGGGUCCUGCUUUUCUCCCGAGGUUUUCUGCUUUCACGUGUAUCCAAAACGGAUGUCAGCUCCUGUCAACGCCUAUCAUUAUAUGAAAAUGAUGAAUAUUUUUUAAGUGAGGAAAUUGUACAAGAAAUUUUCAAGGAUGUAAACGCUACUUCCAAUUUGUGUCUGCCUCAAAAGUCUAAAGUGAUUAUUUUGCUCAUUGACGCGCUAAAAUAUGAAUUCGGCCUUUAUAAGGAAAAUAUUACUAAUCCACUUCCUUACCAAAAUAAGCUAACAAUAAUGUAUGAUUUAAUACAAAGCUCUCCUGAAAAUGCACACCUUAUGCAAUUUAGAGCCGAUCCACCAACAACCACUUUACAACGUCUUAAAGGACUUACAACCGGUAGUUUACCCACAUUUGUUGACAUGGGUUCGAACUUCGCUUCUCCCGAAAUUAACGAGGACAAUAUUAUUGAUCAGCUAGUCGGACAUAACCUUCCCAUUGUGUUUUUGGGCGACAGCACCUGGACAGAUCUAUAUCCCAGACGAUUUAAGCGCGCUUAUUCCUAUCCUAGCUUCGACAUAUUCGAUUUAGAUACCGUCGACAACAAAAUUGAACAAUUUUUGCCAAAGGAACUGGGAAAGGAUGACUGGCAGGUUCUUAUUGCACACUUUUUGGGAGUUGAUCAUUGUGGCCACAAACACGGACCGUUGCAUGAAGAGAUGGGCCGUAAACUCAAUGAAAUGAAUGAGGUCAUAAAAUCAGUUAUUGCAAAAAUGGACAGUGAUACAACUUUGCUUGUGAUGGGUGAUCAUGGCAUGACGGCAUCUGGGGACCAUGGCGGUGAAACUGAUGAUGAAACUAAUGCGUUGUUAUUUGCCUAUACUAAAGGCAAUAAAUUCAUCGGAAGCGAAUUCGGUUCAGACAACACAACUAUGCAACAGAUCGACCUCGUGCCAACCUUAGCCACUAUAUUAGGCGUCCCCAUACCCUACUCAAAUUUGGGUUUAAUCAACUUCAAUAUCGUACCUGAUAUUAAGGUACCGUAUAUGAACAAGUUCCAGACCCUCUUACUUCAUGUCUGGCAAAAUGCGCAGCAGAUGUACGAGUACUUCUUCAACUACGCUUUGGAGAACAAGCGUACCUUCAGCGUUGAUGAAUUGGAGAACAUGCAUAACGAAUACAUAUUAUUCACACAUCGCGUCAAAACGGUGUACAAUGAAGCGGGCUUCAAAUCAUUUGUAGGCGAUCUAAAUGCGAAUAUGCGCCUAAUACUGAACACAUGCCGUGAAAUUUGGGUGAAAUUCGACGCUGUGCAAAUGUCCCAGGGGCUCUUGUUUACGGUGCUGCCAAUAUUCUUCGCAUUUGUGGUAAUCAACAAUUUAAACGCCCUUGAGCUCUACCGCAUAUUCACACCGAAGGCCGUGACAUAUACCUAUCUCGUGAAUAUUGCGGCAGGUUUCUUUGGCUAUCGCUAUUUCAAAAACUUCUCCUUCAAAUCGGAGGAUCAUGGCGUGAUAUUCUUUACCAACAUCAUCAGCACAUUUAUCCUCAUUUUUCACGCGUGUCAAAAUUGGCGUACAAUCGCCAACAAUUUGUCGUCGGUGAAGCGUUUCGGCAAUAUGCCAACUCGGAUUAUUUUCCUCAUCGCCGUCAGUGUAUUCUUCUCCAACAGCUUUAUCAUACAGGAACCGAAGAUCCUAUCAUACCUCUUGGUAGGAUCCAUUCUACUGCUCGCAUAUGAUAUUCUUCAGAAAUGUGUACGACUUGAGCUGAAUAGGCGCUUCAAAUGGUCACAACUUUUACGCUCCACCACCACGCAGUUGCUGCUGUACAGCGUAUUGGCCAUCAUUAUCAUUCGUUAUGCAUAUGCGCUCUUUCGUUGCAGAGAGGAACAGGGCAAUUGCGUCGAUUUCUCCAGUAAUGCUGAUGGUUUCUCGAUAAAACGUCCCGCAACCGCCAAAACCUACAUUUUAGCAGUUGUCAUCAUAGUACUGUACACAACGCUCUCACGUCUCUAUCUCAGGCACAGCGGUAGCUUAACCGGUGGCUCGCCCAACGUUUGGCUGGCACGUUAUGGGCCCACAAUCGCAUCGAUUUGCGCUGGCGGACAUUUGCUGCUCGCUCAUAGUGCUGUUAAGAAUGUGAAACGGACACACAUCGAUGCCAUGGCGCUGGUGAUUUACGGCCUCAUGCUGGUGCAGAUCGUUGUGCUAUGCGUCUCGCCAUUGUUGACCUUCUACGUGUUGCCCAACUUCAGUACGCUGAUUCAAAUUAGGCCGUGGGACAAUGUCAUACCGCAGAUAUUCAAGAAGAUCAAGCGCAUGUAUGAUGACGCGGAGGCGCGUGUGAAUCAAAUGGAUGCAAUGGUCUAUGGGCUGACCACCGUAUACUCCGCAGCCACGAUUGUGUUUGGACUGUUUCUGAGUAUGGUGCUGAUUGUCUUGCUCGAACCGCGUGCCACGAUCGGUAUGAUCUCGUGUAUAGCCAUCGCAGUGGUCGUCAUCUUGCUUCAUUCUACAUUACGUUUUCGAACGGCUGCGAAUCUAGCAAAUUGCAUACAGCCGACAUUCACCGGCAUAGUCAGUUGGUUUCUACUGGCACACUUUUGCUUCUUCGCCACGUCCCAUCAAACUACGCUCUCGCAGAUAGAUUGGCGAGCUGCUUUCGUGGGACGCACAAGUGGCCUGGGGAAAUCGCAUUUGAUUUCCGGCGUCUUGGUUAUAUUGAAUACAUUCUGCGGACAAGUCUUCUUUUUCUGUAUGUACAAUCUGCUCAGUUUGUUAACAUUCUCACUUUGCGCGCUUCAUCCAAAACUGAUAAAAAGCACAACUGCUGCAAACACGAAUGGCGGUCCAGCCGCAUCACCGCUCGAAGGAAUUGGAUUGGACAUGAUGCGCGGCGAAUUCUUGCUGUAUGAAAAUGAAGGCACCUUCCUUGCCAGCUCUUUUAAGCUCGCAGUGCAGUUUUUAAUACUCCAAGGGAUUAGGGUGUUCUGUGCGAUGCUAGCGUGCACCAUUCACUGUCGUCAUCUGAUGGUGUGGAAGAUUUUCGCGCCGCGCUUCAUUUACGAGGGCAUCGGAACGUUUGUCAGCCUGGCGGCUCUGAUUGUUGGUUACUUCGUUAUUCUGCGAAUUAAUCGCGCUUUAGAACGUUUAAUUUUCAAGGCGAACAACUUGAAAUUAGAUUAAUAUGAAUUUUACAAAUGUACGCUGUUUUGUAAAUACUCGGUUUAUGAUUUUACCCGCCUUAGCCUCAGCGAUAUUCAGCAGGCAUAUUUUGUGUUGUGUUUUGUUUGUAUGCUUUACAAUAGUAUUGAUAUUUUAUAUUAAAGUUAUUUAUUUGAAACGAA